UAAUAUUUAAUAAUUAGUCAAAGUAAUAUUUGUUAUAAUUUGACUUAUGUGUGUCUUGUAAAUUGAACAAUAUUUUGUGUUUCAAAAUGUGUAACCGUAUGUUCGGUAUUUCAGUAAAGGUAUCUUCCAAAUCGCAAAAAAUGUUUCGUUCUGAAUACUUUGCCGAACUAAGCUGAGUCUACCAGAAAAUAUUGUUUAAAAUGUGAAUUCGGAUUUACUAAGUUAAUAAUUGUUUUCGCCUAUUUAAAAACAUUUUUAUUUAUAUUUUGAAGUGUGAUUUCCACGUACCUUGAGUUACUUUAUUCAACGCUGUAAAUUUUGAUAUAUGCGAACAAUACAAGAGGGAAACUGAAAACGCGUCUUUUUUAGAGAAAAAUGUCUCAGUCUGUUUUAAUGUGCGGUGAUCCCAAUGCUAUAACAAUAGAAGAGGACAAUAUUGUGUCCAAUUUCUCAAAUAUUGUUGGUAUACCUGUCCCGUAUUCCUCGGAAUAUGGAAUUUUACUAAGCAAUGAUGAAUACGGAGUCGUUACAACUAAGAAUUGUCAAGUUCAAGGAUUGCUGGCACACAAUAUUAAUGAUGAUCUAAUUUCUGAGGAAGUAAUGAAUUCUGGACAAAUUAAAGAUUUAAAUCAAAGUGAACAUACCACAUAUGCAAAUACAACUUUCGUAAGCAACAUAAAUAGUAAGGAGGUUAAAUCGCAGGCAACAACAAGAACAACGCCAUCACCAAUUCUCACUUCUAAAAAAAUUAAAAUAGUGUCAAAAGGCAGUACAUCAGCUUUAACUAUACCUUCAAAUCUAACCGAUUCAAAUAUGUCAAAUAUGAUCAAUUCUAUACCUUCAAACUCCCACAUUACUAAUAAUUAUAAACAACAUAACUCACGUUUGCAUCGACAACGCCAACACAAAAGUUGUCAACUUUAUGUACAAGAUGAUUUAAACACUGUUAAGCCACGCCGAUGGGAACAAAAACUUGUACAAAUAAAAACAAUGGAAGGCGAAUUUAGUGUUACUAUGUGGACAUCAGGUACAUCUGAUGACGAAGAUGAACCAAAUAUAGAAAUAAAUAAUGAAUAUGAAAAAAUGUUAACAAACACAAGUAAUCUGGACCAAAGAGUUAAUGGAAUUAUAUCGAUUAAAAACAAUUGUGCGGAAAAUGAAAUUUUUCAAAAACAACAAUCUUUACAACAACAGUUAAUAUUACAACAACAAAAACAGCAACAAAUGCUAGCUCAAGAAAAUAUAAAUAAAUGUACAAAUUUAUCUUCCAUAUCUAAUACUACUUUACCAGAUUUAGAUUUGUCAGAUCCAAAACAGCUUUCUGAAUUCGCCCGAAAUUCGAACAGUGAUAAACUAAAAAUGAGAAAAAAUGAUAGUGACAAUAGAGAAAAAUGUUUUCCUAUUUCACAACCAAUGAUAACACCUUCUACCUCUGCAAAUACCGUAUUUUCGGUACAAGAAGGAGUAUCUGUUCGAACUGUCAGUGUACAACCUGGUAAUAACUUUAAUUCGUCUUUAUCAUCUUCACCUCCACCUUUGACAUACAGUAGCAAUCAUAUCAAUACUGAAAAUUCGCUAGUAACUGACAAAAAAAUUGCAUGUCCGCAUAAAGAUUGUAAUAAAUAUUUUCGUGAUAACUCGGCUAUGCGAAAACAUCUGCAUACUCAUGGUCCUCGUGUACACGUUUGUGCUGAAUGCGGUAAAGCUUUUGUAGAGAGUUCAAAGCUUAAAAGACAUCAACUUGUGCACACUGGGGAGAAACCUUUUCAGUGUACAUUCGAAGGUUGUGGCAAAAGAUUUUCUCUGGACUUUAAUUUAAGAACACAUGUGCGAAUUCACACAGGAGAUAGACCAUAUGUAUGUCCGUUUGAUGGCUGCAACAAAAAAUUUGCUCAAUCAACGAAUUUAAAGUCCCAUAUUUUGACUCACGCAAAAGCCAAACGCAGCUCUAGUGGUCGUCAUAAUUCCAAUAACGAUUCUAACAGUCCUUUACAAAUGGGUACUCAAAAUUUUGUGAAGGUUGAAAUGAAUGAUUCAAAUUCUUCCUAUAUAUUGUAUACGGACUAAGUUGUUAAUGAAAUGAAUAAAAUAUAGAAAUAAAUUCUAA
Teleopsis dalmanni is the source of this 2107-nucleotide messenger RNA. Its product is annotated as polycomb protein PHO-like. Gene Ontology annotation, cellular component: PcG protein complex; transcription regulator complex. NCBI's taxonomy places the organism in Eukaryota, Metazoa, Arthropoda, Insecta, Diptera, Diopsidae. Gene Ontology annotation, molecular function: RNA polymerase II cis-regulatory region sequence-specific DNA binding; DNA-binding transcription factor activity, RNA polymerase II-specific. The record is from RefSeq and is a predicted model, not a curated record. The coding region runs from base 376 to 2067 and encodes 563 amino acids. The transcript has 6 exons. Gene Ontology annotation, biological process: regulation of transcription by RNA polymerase II.